AUGACGAAGGGUACACAAUCAUUCGGCAAACGUAAUUGCAAGACUCAUACGUUGUGUCGCCGAUGUGGUCGCUCAUCAUAUCAUUUACAAAAAAAGAGUUGUUCCUCUUGUGGAUAUCCAUCAGCUAAAACACGUAAAUUUCAAUGGAGUGAAAAAGCUCGUCGUCGACGAACAACAGGAACUGGUCGAAUGAAACAUUUAAAAGUGGUUUUUCGUCGAUUUCGAAACGGUUUUCGUGAAGGAACAUUAGCCAAAUCACGUAAAGGACAACGACAAGCCACUGGAACUGCAACAACAACUGCUCCAGCUACAACAAAAUAA
Rotaria socialis is the source of this 321-nucleotide messenger RNA. NCBI's taxonomy places the organism in Eukaryota, Metazoa, Rotifera, Eurotatoria, Philodinida, Philodinidae. The record is from the annotation of a GenBank genome assembly.